Molecule: messenger RNA, 327 nt
Organism: Aspergillus saccharolyticus JOP 1030-1
Lineage: Eukaryota; Fungi; Ascomycota; Eurotiomycetes; Eurotiales; Aspergillaceae
Exons: 1
Coding region: 55-231 (58 amino acids)
Source: RefSeq, a predicted model, not a curated record
CUCUUCUCAAUUACGGAGACUUUGUCUUGAUUGCGCCCCUGGUAUGGUAGAUACAUGAGACCCUCCAUGGCGCUGCCGUUCCUCGCAUGCAUUCUCGUCGUGGCAUCGUCCUGUUGCUCCAACUCUGCGCUGGACUCGGCUGGAACUCUGGUGCUGCCCUUCUGGACGUUGCAGCCCCUGUGGUUAGGAAUGGGGUCGAGAGCGUGUGCGCCAGCCGAAUGGCGAAUGUAGUGGGCGAUUGCUCCCGGUGAUGCCGUCAAGCUGGGCCAGCCAGCUGCGUCGAAUUGGUUCAAAUGGUUGAUUUAAUACCACACGUGUAGAGAGUCC